AUGCCGUCUACACCGUUCCCUCUUCUACGCACUCCCCAUGUUGUCAUCCGUGAAGUACUGAAAUUAUUCCACUGUAAAGAUUUAGUCAUGUUCUCCCUGUGCUCGAAGAGGACCACCCGACUCGUUAAACUGCACAAAAAUCGAUACAAUGGCAACGAGUUACACGUGAAUUGUGAUACAGUACCGGAAGUGAGAUGGUGUCAAACUGGUGAUCAAUCGACAUAUACAUUGUUGGGUGUCAGUAGUAUGGCUGAAGUAAUUUCUGAUAGCAAAGAAGAAAUAAUUGAGAUUCGGGGUCAUCGAGUACCAAUCAUUUAUGAUCAUCUGUCAAAGAUAUGGGUGACUUAUUGGGAUGAUCCGAUUCAGGGAAUGAAGACUGUCGUGGAAUUCUUAUCGGAUGCUUUGAAGUGUCCACCUGUCAGAAUAAGAUUCGACCGGAAGAGUAUGUGGGCUAUCGAUUGGGCAAACAGUAUUGGAAUAACCACUGUAUUCAGUGAUUCUCGUCUGAAUUUCCGCUUUAAUGAGUAUGAAUUUAUUCUACAAAAUUGUGCAGCACCGAUUCUCCAUCUCCGCACUAACCCGGUCGAGAUUUUAUUCUAUACAUACCACGGACACUUCUUGGAACGCGACACGAUAAGAAUUGCCAACGCAAUGUGGGUGACACUCGAUAACUUGUUGAGUCUCAACUGUGCUGAGGUCAAUUUUGAUUUCACUUUACUCAAUUGCAAGGAGUUGAAUGAGUUUCUGAAACAAUGGUUGGCUGGAAAAUUCCCACGUCUUGAGGGAGUUCGGAUCGCAAUGAAACCCUUCCACUAUUCUGAAGAGGAUCUUUUCAAAGGAAUCGAGAAUCCGAUGACUAAACGUGUCGAAGGGAAGGAGUGGAAGAGAAACACGUUUAAGUUCAGUUCCAUGGGAUCGGAUAUCAAAAUGGACGACGGAAGGACUCUGACUGCUUGCUACUGUAUGGAUAACAUGAGUGUUUGCAUGGCGGUGUGGCCACAGUGA
Caenorhabditis remanei is the source of this 1005-nucleotide messenger RNA. RefSeq lists its product as uncharacterized. The record is from RefSeq and is a predicted model, not a curated record. Gene Ontology annotation, biological process: embryo development. Bases 1 to 1005 code for a protein of 334 amino acids. Lineage: Eukaryota; Metazoa; Nematoda; Chromadorea; Rhabditida; Rhabditidae. Gene Ontology annotation, molecular function: protein binding. The transcript has 2 exons.